Molecule: messenger RNA, 2979 nt
Organism: Sinocyclocheilus grahami
Lineage: Eukaryota; Metazoa; Chordata; Actinopteri; Cypriniformes; Cyprinidae
Product: protein Jade-1
Exons: 10
Coding region: 613-2859 (748 amino acids)
Biological process (GO): regulation of transcription by RNA polymerase II
Cellular component (GO): histone acetyltransferase complex
Source: RefSeq, a predicted model, not a curated record
UUCCUCCUCCGUGUUUGUCCACGGCUCCCCCCACCGGACUCACUGUAAAGUGCUCGCUUAUUUCAGCGAACCGCCCCGUUCACUCAUUUGAGGAGAGACGCCGCUGACUUUCUUCUUCACGCUCGCUUCUUGAUGGACGUUUUCGAACUUGACAGGUAACGCAACGCGCUCGCGCCGCGUUGUUCUCCGCCGUACGUGACGCUUCCGAGCAUUAACGGGGGUUUCUUCGCUCGCUGCUUACGGAAAUUUUUGGUACGUCAUUAAUAUGGCGCCAAAAGAGUUAUAAGUGUGAGCUUGUUAUGUUGCUUUAGCUUGAGAGGUGCCUCACCGCAGCCGGUCUUGUUUACGCAGGCGACACAUAUACAGAAUAUGGAACGCCAUACUGGACAUAAACGCAAUUUAAACGCGUGCCGCAAUUAAGUGGAACGUAUUUGCGAUUUGGCGAAGUCGACGGAUAACGGCGUCGGAUGGGCGCUGCUGUGGAUUCAAUCCGCCGACAGUAACUUUUAUUUCUGGCUGUGGAGGGGACAUUCAUCUACAUGUGCCUGGCCUCAGAUGCUCCCCUGAUUUCUGUGCAUCGAGGACAUCCCUCUUGUGCAAACUGCAAAUAAGAUGGAGAGUGAGAUGAAGAGGAGGAAAUACUCCACCAGCAGCAACGACUCUGACACCACCGACAGUCAUGUGACCACCUGGUCACGGUCUUCUAAGAACACGGGGACCAGCAGCACAUGGGUACGCCAUGAGCAGAAGAAACCGUCUGAGGUGUUUCGGACCGAUUUUAUUACAGCCAUGAAGUUGCCUGAUUCAGCACAACUGAGCGCAGAGGAGUUUUAUUUCCUAUCCGACCCCUGGAGGCAGGAAUGGGAGAAGGGUGUUCAGGUGCCAGCCAGUGUGGAAGCCAUUCCCGAGCCUGUAGUCAGGAUGCUUCCGGAGGUCAAUCGAAUCCCGUUCUUUUCAGCGAUCCAAACCAGGGGCCAGUCAGAGUUUGGCUUCGGAGAGUCACAUGGUCUCACUGAGCCGUUGAGUUGUUACAAUCUGGAUGAUCUGGAUGUGACCUGGCUGGAACUGGUUAAUGCUGAAUUCAGACAACUAGCACUUCCAGAGCUGGACGAGCUCACCAUGGAGCAGGUCGUGGUGGAGCUGGAGAACAGGUGUCAGCAGAACAUGCAGCAGGCCAUCGCGACCGAGGAGGGUCUGGGCAUCGAAUACGACGAGGACGUGGUUUGUGACGUGUGCCGCUCACCUGAGGGGGAGGACGGCAACGAGAUGGUCUUCUGCGACAAGUGCAACGUUUGUGUGCAUCAGGUGAGCAUUGGCUGCCCUGAGAAGAUGGAGCCUAUUAUUAAAGUAUCCCACAUCCCAGCCAGUCGCUGGGCCUUGUCCUGUGGCCUGUGCCGUGAACACACAGGCACAUGCAUACAGUGCUCCAUGCCAUCCUGCAUCGUGGCCUUCCACGUGACCUGUGCGUUCGACCACGGACUAGAGAUGUGCACCACUCUGGCAGAGAACGACGAGGUGCGCUUCAAAUCCUACUGUCUAGAGCACAGCAGCGUCUCGCGCUCAAACAACGGCGGGAAUGUGGACCGAACCGAAACGCGGCAUGCUGGUUCCGAUCUGUCGGGGACGCAUUUGGAUCGUUCGAAGCAGGACCAAGCAGAACAGGAGAAAGCCAGCCAACGCAAGCAGAAGCUGCAAGAGCUUGAAAAUGAGUUUUACAGAUUCGUGGACCCCAAGGAUGUCGCAGAAAGCCUUUCUCUGCCAGAUGUUCACGUGGACUUCCUCUUCCAGUACUGGAAGCUGCGACGAAAGGCCAACUUUAACCAGCCGCUGGUGGCCCUCAAGAGGGACGAGGUGGACAAUCUCGCCCAGCAGGAGCAGGACGUUUUAUAUCGCCGUCUGAAGCUCUUCACUCACUUGCGUCAGGAUCUCGAGAGGGUCAGAAACUUGUGCUACAUGGUCACACGCAGAGAGAAGAUCAAACACUCUUUAUGCAACCUGCAGGAGAAGAUCUUUAGCUUGCAGAUCCAGCUCUUAGAGAAGAACCUGGCUGGAGGUAUGGAAACUCUGCAGCAAUCUCUUGUGUUUUUCUUUUGCCAUUUUGAUCAGUCAUUACUGUAUAUCGGCACAUGGUUUCUAAUGUCUAUCUCUUUCACAGGUUUCUCCAAAUCCUUCCCGCUGGACGGCUCGCUGUUUGACAGCUGGCUGGCUCAGUCCGUUCACAUCACGGCAGAUAACAUGCUGAGCCAGUGGUCUCUAUCCGGAGAGACGCGCGAUCCGUCAGUUAGCCUCCUGUCAGACCAGCUCCUGCAGGGCGAGGAGAGCCUGCUCAGCCUCAUGAUGGACCACUCCAUCAAGUCCACCUGGAAGACGCCCCAGCUGGGCCGCAAGCCGAGGGGAGCGCCGCGCAGCCGCAGAAAAUCCGUCUCGCUCCCGAGAAUCAGAUCCGCAGUUAAAGGCAAGGCCGAGAGAGCGCGUCAUGUUCACCAUCAUCACACCCGCAGCUGCGACGGCAGACCAGACCCUCUGCAGCCAGCCAUAUCCAAAAUGGACUCGUGCCACAUUUCUGAAGAGUGUGGCUCUUGCGGAUUUGUUGCGGAGAGCGGCAAGCGCUCGCAAAUGGCCUUGCGUCUGCAUCGACCUAGACAGGGCAAGUCACGCUCUAAGAGCGACUCGACGGAGACCUCCCUUCCCAAGAGCACUGGGAACAACACCUCCACACUCGACACUGAAACAGACGGCUAUUUCUCUGACGCCGAGCAGAGUGACAGUGAAUUGCCCUCGUUCAGCCGGAAGCUGCGCUUGCCCCAACUGCAUGCUGGGAAGGAGGAGGUAGUGCGGCGAAGCGUGCUUGCCUCCUAAAACCAUUUUCAGAUCCCCGUGACGUUUCUAGACCUGCAGAUGUAAGUGUUUGUGUCAGAGUACACUACCAGGCAAAAGUUUUUGAACAGUAAGAUUUUAAUGUUUUUUAAAGAAGUCUCU